This is a messenger RNA of Electrophorus electricus (electric eel), 2921 nucleotides long. RefSeq names its product phosphotriesterase related (gene pter). Gene Ontology annotation, molecular function: zinc ion binding. Gene Ontology annotation, biological process: catabolic process. NCBI's taxonomy places the organism in Eukaryota, Metazoa, Chordata, Actinopteri, Gymnotiformes, Gymnotidae. The record is from RefSeq and is a predicted model, not a curated record.
UUUAUGACAGAAAGCGAAGGCGAAACCAAGUUUUCCGCAAGUAUUGCAGGUUCAGUGUUCGUUGUAGUGUUGUCUCACGAUAUGCUUUUCCAUUUGGUGAUUUCUACAAAAAAAAAAUUAAAAAUCUGAUUUUCGAUGUAUCUUACGGGUUGUUUGAGAUAAGUUAAACAUCUAUAAGUUAAUUAAAUGCGUGCUGCCAUUUAUUGUAGGUUGCUGCACAGAGUUUUAGCACUACAAACAUAUUUCCAUUCAUUUCAUUUCAGCCUAGAUUCAUCGUUAGCUAGCUCUUUUGAGUGGUAGCUAAAAAAAGUUAUUGCAGUUAAUGCCUGUAUUUAGCCCGUGAGGAUUUAGGCUACUAGCUUCUGUUUAUAUCUUUUAUUAUUUUAUUAAGGAAUUCGUUUGUGUUCUGGUGUUAGUAGUUGCAUUAUAAGUAGGAAAGUCAUGUAUUUAAUUAAUUUAUUUCCGGUCUUUAUCCACCGAACUAGAAUCCUCUAUUGCAACAAUAACCGGAAUGUGCAAGGUGACUCAGUCAGUUCAAAGAUCACGGAGAGGCCGCCUCCAUUUGUUUACUUUUCAGCCAUGUUAUCUCUGACCGGCAAGGUUUUAACGGUGCUGGGCCCAGUCGAACCAGAGCAGCUGGGCCGAACCAUGACCCACGAGCACCUGACCUUGACAUUUGAGUGCUGCUACUGCCCGCCAGCCACGGGCGAGGAGGCUGCUGCCUUGGCUCCCAUUGAGCUGAAGAACCUUCACUGGCUCCAACAGAACCCGUACAGUCACCAUGAGAACCUGCUGCUGUGCCAGGAGACGAAUGCAGUAAGGGACGAGCUGCUCCGCUACCGGAAGGCAGGAGGGGGCACCAUUGUGGAAAACACCACCACCGGCAUAUCUCGGGACCUGCCUGUGUUACAGCAGCUGGCAAAGGACACAGGGGUGCACAUCGUGGCAGGGGCCGGGUACUACGUGGAUGUCACUCACUCUGAUGAAACCAAGAAGAUGAUGGUGGAAGAGCUUACCGAUAUCAUCAUAAAUGAAGUGCUACAUGGGGCGGACGGCACAGAUAUUCGCUGUGGCGUGAUUGGAGAGAUUGGCACGAGCUGGCCAAUAACUGAGAGUGAGAAGAAGGUCCUGCGUGCUGCUGCCCACGCUCAGACUCAGCUGGGAUGUCCCGUCAUCAUCCACCCCGGGCGGAACCCUGCCGCUCCCGGAGAGGUGGUUCGAGUCCUCCAGGAGGCUGGAGGAGAUAUUUCCAAAACCGUUAUGUCUCAUCUGGACAGAACAAUAUUAGACCGUGGAGAACUGCUGGAGUUUGCAAAAUUGGGAAGUUACCUUGAGUAUGACCUCUUUGGCACAGAGGUGCUGAACUAUGCCUUUAACCUUGUGGUCGACAUGCCCAGUGACAGCCAGAGGGUUCAAACCUUGGCGUUCCUAAUUAAAGAGGGCUAUGAGGACAGAAUGCUCAUCUCUCAUGACAUCCACACCAAGAAUCGCCUGACCAAAUAUGGUGGCCAUGGAUACUCCCACAUCCUGAGAAACAUUGUGCCAAAAAUGCUUUCCAGGGGCAUCAGCCAAAACCAGGUAGACAAAAUACUGAUAGACAACCCCAAGAACUGGUUAACCUUUAAAUAGAUACAACUAACACUGAAUGGAUUGUAAAUACGCGAAACCAAGGACGCUGUGAUGAUCUGAAAUUGUUUUUUUACCUUUUGAUGCUAGCCUUCCACUUUGAUGCAGUUAACAUCUUAGGGGAGAUAAACUGAACAGAAAUCUAUGGGUGGUGACUCAUCCGUAGCAGAUGAAGCAAUCACAUGAUCAUUCGGUGUGUGUUUAUAAAAUCGUGCAUGUCCAAAGUAGAGAUUUCACCUUGAUUACAACACAUGUUAUCUAAUUUCUUUUUUUAAAGACUUCAAGUAGGGUUCAGUUUGUUGUUGCGUAAUGUUCUGUGUUAUACCAAUGGCAGAAAGGCUUGAUUAAUUAGGAACAUAUUAAACUAAUGGCCUCAUUUCAGUUGAGCAAGAUUAUGAUUGAACAAAGAAGUUAAUGAUUUUCAAAUAGGCACAAAGAUUGAUGAGACAUCCACUUUUACAUCAACACCUUCCGAUAAGCAUCCUUCCUCAAUGGGACUUAAAAUAAUAGGGAUCUUAACGUCAAAAACACAUUUAGACUUUAAUGAACUAUACAUGUGAUUCUUUCCUACAAGGAUAAAAGCCUAAUUAAAAUGCAGUCCAACAGCACUUAAUUUCAAAGCAAUGGCUACACGUGCAAACUGCAGGAAAAUAAAUGGUGCACGUCAGGCAAGUGAGUAGCUUACCUUGUCAGUCAAGUUAAAGGGAACACAUGCAUUUUCUAACAAUUGAAUGUUCACCACUAAUGCCUUGUGAAGUCAUUUGUUUGAGGUGUCCACAUCCAAUGUGCACAGCCAAUAUCGACGAGUCUUUAUUCCAAGGGCAUUAGGAGAAGACACAGAUUCCUUUUUAUUCUAUUUUUUUUUUAUUGUUGUUGCUUCCACAGUGCAAAAUCAGAGAGCACUAGUUCACAAGUGACUUGCCCUGGGCUCUUGUUGGAUAUCUCAGUCCUGAGCCAAGAUAAGAGUGUGCUAUAUUCUGAAUGACACCUUUUUAGGGUGAGAGUUGCUUGAGUUGAUGGGUUGUCACGACAACCAUAUAAAUGGAAAAGUGAAUGUAUUAUUAUCAUUAUUAUUACUAUGUAUUAUUACUAUGAAGUAUUAGUGCUUUCUGCAUCAAACUAUUGAAUUGUGGCAAUGAAUUUAAGCCUGUUUCAAAUCUCUCUGUUAACUAGUGUCAUAAUUGCAGUCCAUCACUUAACCUUUCACUGACCCCAAGAUUGCCUUACAAUACCAGCAGGGAACGUUCUUUAUUUUAGAAUGCAUUAAAGGUGUUUAAUGUUUAUAUGAUCUUUCA